GCGGCGAGGCGAAGGGGGCUGCGUGUUUCCGGAAGACGUGGCCGUUGUCGCCCUGCUCCUGCCGUUCGGUUCUUUCUCCUUCCCCGCCGUCGCCCCGCCGCCACCAUGAUCUCCCUCUCGGACACGCAGAAGAUCGGAAUGGGUUUAACCGGUUUUGGAGUGUUUUUCCUUUUCUUUGGAAUGAUACUCUUCUUUGACAAAGCUCUUCUUGCUAUUGGAAAUGUUUUAUUUGUGGCUGGCUUGGCUUUUGUUAUUGGUUUAGAAAGAACAUUUAGAUUCUUCUUCCAAAAACACAAAAUGAAAGCAACGGGCUUUUUCCUGGGUGGUGUGCUGAUAGUUCUGAUUGGUUGGCCUUUAAUAGGAAUGAUUCUUGAAAUUUAUGGGUUCUUCCUAUUAUUCAGGGGGUUCUUUCCUGUGGUGAUUGGCUUUAUUAGAAGAGUUCCAGUCCUUGGUUCUCUCUUGAAUUUACCUGGUAUAAGCUCGCUUGUAGAUAAAGUUGGAGAAAGCAACAACAUGGUAUAAUGACAACAGGGCAGAAGACUGAUUCUAAACUUAUUGUAUUAUUUAUAAAAUCCUUCUGAAGAAUACUCAGCACAAAGAUUAAGUUGUGUACAAAGGAAAGGCUUGUAACAUUCUUUACAUAACAGUUUAAAUUAAAAUGUAUAGUCGACAGUAUACAUUAGAAGCUGGGCAAGUAUGCUUCUAGGAAAAGUAACUCCAGAGUUCAGGAAGUAAACUGAAGAGGUGAAAGUCAUGGAAUAACUCACAUUACAACUGUUCAAGACUGUGUUUGUUGGUUUUGGAAAAGGUAAUGAACCCUUCCGGAUUUAAAGGUGCCUGUACUUUACCUCCUCAUUGUGAAGGUGCAGUAGAGCAAACAGGCCUCCAUUUUUAAGGUCACUCCAACUUCUCCAACCUUCCUCUUGUUACCCUCAGAAUGCAAAACAAACAAACCAAAAAAAAAAAAAAAAAAAGCAGAGUACAGAGAACUUGUGUAACAGGAGAUGCACCUUUGCAUGAAAGUUGAGAUGACUGUUCAUCUCUAAGUAUAUCAUGACUAAAAAGGAAAUCCUGCACACUUCUGUUGUAUGCAUUUCUGUAAAUAUGUGGUUGAAAUAAAACAUUAAGGUAAUGUUUCAAAGCCAAAUGUAAGUUGACUGUAUUUGCCUUCCAUUUUGGAAUAUGCAGAAGGUCAGUCUUCAGUAACUUCAGUCUUAAGUGUUGAUUCCGAACAUGUAGAGUUCAACAGGGAACUCUAGAAACUGACUUACACUCCUUCCAGUUUGUUCUUCUUGAGUCAUGUUAUGUCUGCAUCCAGGUGAGAAUGUAGCCCCUUCUCACUAACGUGGAAACUUCAAAAUGUGUUUGGUUAAAAAAACAAAAAAAAUGCACUUGGUUACGGUGCUGACAUGGAUCUUGUGAAAUGUAUCUUAUCAAAAUAUGAACCUUUUGUUUUUAAAUGGUUUGAAGCUAAGGUUUCUUUGUUUAUUCUGGAACUACAAGUUGACGUUUAUUUUUUACAGUAAUAAAAUGAAAACUUAAAA
Centrocercus urophasianus (Greater sage-grouse) is the source of this 1544-nucleotide messenger RNA. It is a transcript of the gene GOLT1B, whose product is annotated as golgi transport 1B. NCBI's taxonomy places the organism in Eukaryota, Metazoa, Chordata, Aves, Galliformes, Phasianidae. The record is from RefSeq and is a predicted model, not a curated record. Gene Ontology annotation, cellular component: endoplasmic reticulum; membrane. Gene Ontology annotation, biological process: endoplasmic reticulum to Golgi vesicle-mediated transport; retrograde transport, endosome to Golgi. The transcript has 5 exons. Bases 106 to 522 code for a protein of 138 amino acids.